Molecule: messenger RNA, 2236 nt
Organism: Peromyscus maniculatus bairdii (prairie deer mouse)
Lineage: Eukaryota; Metazoa; Chordata; Mammalia; Rodentia; Cricetidae
Source: RefSeq, a predicted model, not a curated record
UGGAUGCAGCCCUACCUAUAAGCACCGCUUUAGCUGCAGCAUAUGUGGGCCAUGGUAAUCACAGAAUAUAUGAAACAUAUAGAGCAUGGCUAAAACAUAAUCCUGAUGAAGCAAUAAUAAGCAUUGAUAAAAUUUCCUGAAUGACCCACAGUGGGAAACAGGAGAACCAAUGUAUUUACAAAGCAUAUGUACUAGAAUAUUGUGUAGAGAUUUUGUUAUAUAUAUGUUAAAAGAAUUUGCAGCUUAUAGCACUUGGUUGAAGUUAUAUAAACAUAUAUAUAGAAAAAGCAUAAAAAUAAACCACCCAGAAUGAGAAGGAUAAGAAUGCUAGGAUUAACAAGUUAGGAUAAUAUAUUGUAAAUUCCCAGGCUGCGACUUCAUGUGAUGCCUUUUAUGUUGAAGACAUUUCAGGCAUCAGGGGAUGGAAUGUAAGGAACACAUGUAAGGCCUAGGGUGAACAACCCUGGUCAGGAGUGACAAGCAAUAGAAUGAUGUAAGCAAACCACGAAUGGAGUAGUGAUAAGCUAUAAGCUAUUUUUGGAAGUAGGAAUAAGACUAGAAACCCAGCCAGGAAAGAAUAUAAAAGAUGAAGCCUCAGACCCGACCAACAGAGCUCGUCAGGCCCUCACUCGAGACAACUCUCCUCCGCCAGAGACGUGAGAUCCUGUCCCCAGUGCAGACGUGGCUGACCUGAGGAAGGAUGACCAAGAUCCAGAGGAACAGACGUGGCGAGUCUGGACCUGUACACCUGGAGAGGAACUCCUGCUUCGAUUUGGAAGACAGGAUGAAUAGUGCUUGUAAUCUUACUGUGUGAAUAAAUGAGUGUUAUACCAAGUCUGAAUCAAGAGUGAUUAUUCCUCUCCUGUAACCGGGGUAUGUGAUCGCUACAACCACCCUGGAGGAUUAACAAGAUCCAAGAUGCAAAGAGGAGACUGGCCAAGCAUCCAUCAGAAUUGUUCGAGAACCUCACAUUUGCAACAAACUCAAAGAGGCUUUCACUGGAGUGACACAGGCACAUAUGGUAUGGAUUCACAAAAGUGAAGGAGGUGGUUCCUCUCCUCACGGAGAUGGAGCAAGAUAAGAUUGACAGCCCUCAAAUCCACACAGGAAGUGGCUUAUCACAGAGGAUGGACAGCUAGGACAAAAAAGGAAAUGCUCUCAAAGGCUGGCCAUAGGUGGGAAGAUUGUGAAGCCCUUAGCUGAAGGCUGGGGGACAGGUGACAUCCUCAAUCCUUGAUCAUGGAUGUGUCCCUCACUGGGAGUGAUAGGAACCUGCACCCCUGAGUCCUGGACCAUCUUCAGAGCACUUCCUAUACCAGUUCAUCUGAAGCCUCCCAGGGGAGCAGGAAGCAGAGGACAGAAAGCAGAACUGGGCAUGUGAACACUGGACAUUCUAGAAGGAGACCACGCCUCCUCCUCUUGGGCUUGGUGUGGGCAGGAGACAUCAGAGCUGAAGAAAUGAUCCCAGGAGUGAUGGGAGUGUGGCUGCCUUCUGCUCUGCUCCUCUUGCAGGUCCCCGGCUGUGUCCCUCUGCGUGGCCCCAGCAAGGUGACAGGCACAGUGGGGGAAUCCCUGAGUGUGCGGUGUCAGUACGAGGAGAAAUACAAGACGAACAACAAAUACUGGUGCAGAGUGUCGCUGCUACCAUCAUGUAAAGAGAUUGUCAGGACCAGAGCCUCAAAAGAAGCUGGGAAUGGCCGAGUUUCCAUCAGGGACCAUCCAGCCACCCUCACCUUCACAGUGACCUUGGAGAACCUCACCCUGGAGGAUGCAGGCACCUACAAGUGUGGGGUGGACGUACCGUUUAUCAAUGGCUCCUUCUGGGAAACUGAUCCCUCCUUGGUGAUCGAUGACUCCUUCAAGGUUGUGGUGUCCGUGGUCCCAGGCUCUAGCCCCGAGAACAGAGCAAAUACCCCGGGGUACCCCACAUCCUCACCAGUGCACACUCAGCCCAGCGUGACCACAGAGGACACAACUCCUGGUCCCAGCCUACAACCCCGGCCAGUGCUGAGCAGCAUCUACUUCAAGGUCCUGGUCUUUCUGGAGGUGCCCCUGCUCUUGAGCAUGCUCAGUGCGGUCCUCUGGGUGAACAGGCCUCAGAGAUGCUCUGGGAAGAAGCAGCAUUGUCCCGAUUAUGAGAAUCAGUGAGGUCUGUUGACAUCAAAGCUCUGUUCAUGUCCCUGGACACAGCUCUUCUGGUGACAGAGGACAACAAAUAAAUCUGUGAUUCUGAGAA